Messenger RNA from Homalodisca vitripennis (glassy-winged sharpshooter), 2297 nucleotides. RefSeq names its product phenoloxidase 1. The coding region runs from base 126 to 2213 and encodes 695 amino acids. NCBI's taxonomy places the organism in Eukaryota, Metazoa, Arthropoda, Insecta, Hemiptera, Cicadellidae. Gene Ontology annotation, molecular function: oxidoreductase activity. The record is from RefSeq and is a predicted model, not a curated record. The transcript has 13 exons.
UGACAAGGUUGAGGUUAUCAGUGAAGUGCAAUCACCACAUCCUGCCAAAAGGAUAUAUAACGGGUGCUGUGGCUACAACACUCACUCGCUCAGGAUUUCUGUAGCAGUAUUACUGAAGCGUCAACAUGGAAAAAACGAAACAACAUCUUCUCCUGCUUUUUGAGCGACCUUUGGAACCUGUGUUUGUGCCCAAAGGGGAUAAUCAAUCAGUGUUCGAUGUGCCAGAAAAUUACCUGGUUGAUCGUUAUCGUCCUCUCCAAGAAGAACUUAGCAACCGGUUUGGAGCAGAUACGAAGGAACACAUUACUAUCAAGUCCGUUCAGAUUCCUGAUUUGAGUUUGCCACUCCAACUUGGCCGUCAGGAAAACUUCUCUCUCUUCAUCCCUUAUCACCGCAGAAUGGCUUCUGCCCUGAUUGAUGUGUUUAUGAGCCAGCCAACAUUAGAUGACUUCUUGUCUCUGUCUGUAUACACUCGUGAUCGCAUCAAUCCCUUCAUGUACUUCUACGCACUCUCAGUUGCCAUCCUACACCGACCUGACACCAAGAACGUUCCUGUGCCAUCGUUUGCUGAAGUUUUCCCAGAGAAAUACAUGGAUUCUGCUGUCUUUUCAAAAGCUAAAGAGGAAGCAACUGUUGUUCCUGAUGACUCCCGUAUGCCUUUAAUAAUACCUCGAGAUUACACAGCUUCUGACUUGGAUGAAGAACAUCGAGUUGCAUACUUCCGGGAAGAUUUAGGGAUUAACUUGCAUCAUUGGCACUGGCAUCUGGUGUAUCCAUUUGAAGCUGCAAGAAACAUCGUGAACAAAGACAGGAGAGGGGAACUGUUCUACUACAUGCAUCAGCAAAUUAUGGCAAGGUACAACUUUGAGAGAUUCAGCAACAACUUAUCUAGAGUGAAGCGCCUGUUGAACUGGAGAGAACCAAUCCCAGAGGGCUACUUCCCUAAGCUGGACAGCCUGGUGGCUAGCAGAGUCUGGCCUCCCCGCAAUGCUAACACCAUAUUAUCAGACAUAAACCGAGAAGUUGACCAGAUCAAGUUUGAUAUUCAAGACAUGGAAAGAUGGAGGGAUCGUUUCUAUCAAGCUAUACAUACUGGAAGUGUUACUUUGACAAAUGGGCAAACAAGACAACUGGAUGAGGACACUGGCAUUGAUUUAUUAGGCAACAUGAUGGAAUCCAGUAUCUUGUCUGUCAAUCGAUUCUUGUAUGGUGAUCUGCACAACAUCGGACACGUUGCCAUUGCUCUGUCUCACGAUCCCGAUCAUCGUCACCUGGAAACAUUUGGGGUAAUGGGUGAUCCUGCUACAGCAAUGAGGGAUCCUGUCUUUUAUCGCUGGCAUGCCUUUAUUGAUGACAUCUUCCAAGAACACAAAAACCUUCUACCACGCUACGAUGUCAAUCAGCUGGGAUUCAAUGGAGUGCAGAUGAAGUCUGCAGAAAUCAAUAUUCAAGGUCAAGCCAAGAAUCUGCUGCUGACCCUGUGGCAACAAAGUGAUGUUGAUCUAUCUCGUGGUCUAGACUUCACACCUCGAGGAAAUGUCUAUGCUCGCUUCACCCAUCUACAGCAUGUACCCUUCUCUUACAAAAUACAGGUUCAAAACAGUGGACAACAGAGGCAAGGAACCUGUAGAAUAUUUUUGGCCCCUAAGUUUGAUGAACGAGGUUUACCUUUCUUGUUCAGGGACCAAAAGAAUCUGUUUAUUGAGCUGGACAAGUUCACUGUUACUUUGAGAUCUGGAAACAACACAAUUAACAGAAGAUCAAAAGAAUCAUCUGUCAUUAUUCCAUUUGAGAGGACAUUCCGCAAUCUGGAAGCAGGAAGACCUUCUGCUGGUGCUGGAUUGGAGGAAUUCAACUUCUGUGGCUGUGGGUGGCCUGAACACAUGUUGAUACCUCGAGGAAACUCUGCUGGAUUGCUGUGCCAGAUGUUUGUUAUGAUCUCAAACUUCGAGGGUGAUAGGGUGGAUGUAACAAAUUCACCUGGGAAAGCGUGUGAGAACAACGCAAACAGCUACUGUGGCUUACGGGACAGCAAGUACCCCGACAAGCGCUCCAUGGGAUACCCAUUCGACCGUCUGCCACGUGAUGGAGUCAACACCUUGACGGAGUUCCUCACACCGAACAUGAUUGUUACCGACGUCACCAUCCGCUACACAGACCGGACUGUUACACCGAAAAUCGCAGGACAGAAUCAACAACCUGGACAAGGCUGAACCUAAUUCAUGAUUUAAUCUCUUUUUGCUUUGUGUACUAGCUUGCUUUAUAUACUAUAGACAAUAAAUGCAUUUUAAAACUCA